Molecule: messenger RNA, 3155 nt
Organism: Carassius gibelio (silver crucian carp)
Lineage: Eukaryota; Metazoa; Chordata; Actinopteri; Cypriniformes; Cyprinidae
Product: TBC1 domain family member 2B
Exons: 13
Coding region: 76-2946 (956 amino acids)
Source: RefSeq, a predicted model, not a curated record
GGGAGUCACGUGACGUCAUGCGGGUGGAAACUUCGUGUCCGCUGCUAGAUAGAGGAGAAGAAAGUCCAGAGAAAGAUGCAUGAAGAGGAUGACAGCGCUGCCAACCCCAGCAGGAGCUCCCGGAUCCUGGCGACAAGGUCUUUCGAUGUGUCCGACUGCGAGGGCUCGAAGGAGCAGAGCGUCAAAUUGUGCGGCUACCUGAACAAACUGACAGGGAUAGGGCCCCUGAGAGGCUUCAAGACGCGCUGGUUUGUGUACGACCCCAGGAAAUGUUACUUGUAUUACUUUAAGACUCCUCAAGACGCCCUUCCACUGGGACACAUUGAGAUAGCGGACGCUUGUUUCAGCUAUGAUGUGGAGGUGGAAGAGGGGCUCUUUGAGAUCCACACCGAGGGGAAGGAGUUCCUACUCAAGGCGCCCAACAGGCAGGUGAUGCAUUACUGGCUGCAGCAGUUACAGCAGAAACGAUGGGACUUUUGCAAAAUGUCUGGCCACAGAGACAGCUGGUGCUCCCCCGCCCCGCUUUUUCCACAUACAGGCCUGGUGGCUAAAGAUGCAGAAGCAGUGGUCUAUGAGAAGCCCAACGAGAGCAUGGAAAGUGUUCGGAGUGACUUUGCUGUGGAGAUGGACAAUGAUGGGCUGGUCGGUCCUCAGUCAGCGCGUAACCCUGUGGCACAACCCAGCGCAGCUCUCAACUCCCUCCGACACUGGGGCUCUGAGAUCAGAAAUAGCAUGUCUCACCUGCGAGCCAGCCGAGGAGUAGAAAACAGACGCAGUGUGUUUCACACAGCCAGCAGUGAGGACUGGGAGAUCGUCGAUCCUCCAAGCAAAGACACAACCGAGCACAAACCCCCACCUGACAGCCAGCGACGGGAAAGCCCAUCUCAGGUUCAACGAUACUCCAUUGGCUCAGCAUUCACGUUUGACUUACGCAACCCCUCCAGAAUGAAACGGCCCUUUCACAUGGGCUCCGGGAAACCCAACCGCAGCGCAGAGAGCUCGCCGGUUGAAUGUAACGGGACCAAGACCUCCGAACUGCAGCUCCGCUUUCAGAGCCAGCAGGAGGAGAUCAGUCGCCUGCAGGAGCAAGAGAACCAGCUCAGAGAAGAGCUCGCCAGUCAGAAGGAGUUGGUUCAUCUUCUCCAACAAGCACUACGUAGCUCCCAAUGUGAUUGGCGUUCCACAGUGUCUCCUGUGAACAUGGGGCCUGACAGUCAGGACCAAGCUAAGAAUGAGGUGGACAAAGCCCUGGCAGAGAGGGACACCCAGAUCAAAGACCUCUGUGGACACAUGGAGAAGCUAGCCUUGGAGAAGGAGAGUCUCCAACAGGAGUUGAAGAGUUUGAAGAUCAAAGUUGGGGAGAUAAAUGAACAGCUGGGCAUGCUCAUGGAGACCAUUCAGGCCAAGGAUGAAGUCAUCAUGAAACUUUCCCAGCAGAGUGGUAAUGAAGGAACCCAGUCGGCUGAAUGCAACUCACCUAGUGCAACUAGGGAACAACAAGAGUUGGACAACCUGAAGGACAGCCUUCAGGGCUACAAAUCCCAAAAUAACUUCUUAAACAAAGAAAUUCUGGAGUUGACGGUCUUAAGAAGAAAUGCUGAAUCCAGAGAAAAAGCACUAGAGGCGAAGUGCACCAGUUUGGAGGCCAAGCUGUGUCAGGUGGAGAGUAAGUACCUGGUUUUACUACAGGAAGUGAAGAGUCCCGUUUGCUCCUCCUCCUCUGAGCAGACCCGUAGCGGAGAGGUCAUCAGCCGCUUACUAGAAGAUGCACUACAGGUGGAGAGCACAGACCAGCAGGAGCACCCUAUCCUCAAACCCAACGCUGUCAGUGAGUAUGACAUUUAUGGCUUCAAAACUGUCCCGGAGGAAGAGGAUGAGGAGGAAAAGCUUGAAGCCAAAAAGAGAGCGCUAGACCUGAAGUCCCUCUCCCUGACAGACCAGGAGACCUCAAUCAGGGUGAAGUGGGACAACUACAUGGCCAUCACCAUGAACAGAGAGAUGGUUCGUUCGCCAGAGCUUAAGGCACUGAUGCGAAGUGGGGUUCCCCAUAACCACCGUUCCAAGGUGUGGAGCUGGUGCGUGAACUUCCAUGUGAAGAAGAUGCGUGAAGAUGUGUCAAAAGACUAUUUCCAGGACCUUCUGUCCACGGCGAAUGAAAAACCAAACCCGGCCUGUAAACAGAUAGAGCUGGAUCUUCUCCGGACGCUUCCUAACAACAAGCACUAUGCCUCUCCUGACCAGGAUGGCAUCCAGAAACUCAGGAACGUGCUGCUGGCGUUCUCCUGGAGGAAUCCAGUUAUCGGCUACUGCCAAGGCCUCAACAGGCUGGCAGCUAUCGCUCUUCUGUAUUUGGAGCAAGAGGACGCUUUCUGGUGUCUGGUGGCCAUCGUUGAGGUUUUCAUGCCACAUGACUAUUACACUAAAACACUGCUAGGCUCACAGGUAGAUCAGCGUGUUUUGAAGGACCUGAUGUACGAGAAGUUACCCAGGCUUCAUGCUCAUUUUGAGAACUAUAAGGUGGACACCUCUCUCAUCACCUUCAACUGGUUCCUGGUUGUGUUUGUGGACAGCGUGGUCAGUGACAUCCUCUUCAAGAUCUGGGACGCUUUUCUCUAUGAGGGACCCAAGAUAAUUUUCAGAUUUGCUCUUGCCCUCUUCAAAUACAAAGAAGAGGAAUUUCUAAAGCUCCAGGAUCCCAUGACCAUUUUCAAGUACCUUCGGUACUUCACACGUACAAUCUUGGAUGCAAGGAAGUUGAUGAGCUUGGCGUUUGUGGACAUGAACCCGUUCCCACUGAGGCAGAUCCAGAACCGUCGCACGUUCCACCUGGAGAAGGUCCGUCUGGAGCUCACCGAGCUGGAAGCCAUCCGUCAGACCUUCCUGCGGGAGAGAGACAACACCCUGGACGGCCGCACACUCAUCAGUGACGACGAGGAGGACAGCUGAGCCACGGCCAAUAAGGGACCAGACCUGAAAAGCUGAUUAGCCAAUCACAUCGUGCCUUACACUUUUCAAUGUAUUUCACUCAACAAACUGUGACUUCGAGAGACCAAACACCAGUAUUUCUUUUGAUGACUUUUUCAUUGUUUUGUCCAGUGUUUCAUCCAUUUGUACAUUGACCGAAAUCAGUAUUAAAGUAACUAAAGUACUUUGCA